Messenger RNA from Aspergillus clavatus NRRL 1, 759 nucleotides. Its product is annotated as putative nucleoside-diphosphate-sugar epimerases. The record is from RefSeq and is a predicted model, not a curated record. Bases 1 to 759 code for a protein of 252 amino acids. The transcript has 2 exons. NCBI's taxonomy places the organism in Eukaryota, Fungi, Ascomycota, Eurotiomycetes, Eurotiales, Aspergillaceae.
AUGCAUCUCAUUCUCACCGGCGCCACUGGCCUUGUCGGCUCCGGCGUCCUCGACGCCAUGCUCGGCAUGCGCGAAAUCACCCGCAUCUCCAUCCUCAGCCGCCGGCCGGUCCCCAUGGCGCAGGACGCCAGCGAUCCGCGCGUGAACGUGAUCAUCCACAAGGACUUCGCCAAGUACGACGCCGACGUGCUCUCUCAGCUGGCGGGUGCAACGGGCUGCGUGUGGGCGUUGGGGAUCAGCCAGACCAAAGUGGACGCGGAAGAAUACACCACUAUCACCAAGACGUACGCCCUCCACGCCGCCGAGGCAUUCCGCUCGCUCCCCCCGCCCGACCAGCCCUUCCGCUUCGUCUACGUCUCCGGCGGCGGCGCCACCACCCAACCGGGCCGCUUCUCCGCGGUGUUUGCGCGCGUGAAAGGCGAGGCCGAACUCGGCCUCGCCGAGCUGCGACGGAAGUACCCGAUGCUGCAGACGAGCUCGGUGCGGCCGGCCUUCGUCGAUGAGGCGAAUCACCCGGCCAUCGCCAAGUAUAUGGCCCCGCGCCCGGCGUAUGAGCGGCUCUUCCGCGUGACGGCGCCGGCGAUCCGGGCGCUGGCGCCGGGGCUGUGGAGUCCGACGGAGGAGCUGGGCAGCUUUCUCACGGGGAUGGCGAUGGGGCGGUAUGACGGCGUGGGAGCCGGGAAGGAUGUGCAGAUGCUGGGGGCGAUGCCGGUAUUGGAGAACUCGGCGUUUCGACGGUUGAUGGGGCUGAGUGGAUGA